Messenger RNA from Hordeum vulgare subsp. vulgare (domesticated barley), 1607 nucleotides. RefSeq names its product G-type lectin S-receptor-like serine/threonine-protein kinase At1g11410. The transcript has 6 exons. The record is from RefSeq and is a predicted model, not a curated record. NCBI's taxonomy places the organism in Eukaryota, Viridiplantae, Streptophyta, Magnoliopsida, Poales, Poaceae. Gene Ontology annotation, molecular function: ATP binding; protein kinase activity. Bases 79 to 1299 code for a protein of 406 amino acids. Gene Ontology annotation, biological process: protein phosphorylation.
AAUCCACAACCAACAACUGAUUUUUCAGCGUUUCUAUCACUAAAUGGAUUCUUUUUUAUUUAUAUAUGUGUACUAUAUAUGAAUUCAUGUUUUUUCCUAGGACGCAAAUCGCACAACUCACGCCGGACGGUGUUGUGGAUUAUUGCUGUGGCAGCUCCAUUAUUGUCAAUACUCUUGUGCUUUAUCUGUUCUGCUGUAUGGAUGAGAAGACGACGAAAAGGAAAUUUAAACGUACAUGAUCAAGCUGCCAUGAAUAGGGCGGAAGAAGAUACAUUGGUUUGGAGAUUAGAAGAGAAGAGUUCAGAGUUCACUCUCUUUGACUUCUCUGAGAUAUUGCAUGCUACACACAAUUUCUCCAAAGAAGCCUUACUUGGGCAAGGUGGUUUUGGCCCUGUAUACAAGGGCCAAUUACCUGAUGGAAUGGAAAUUGCAGUUAAAAGGCUUGCCUCACAUUCAGGACAGGGCUUCGCAGAAUUUAAAAAUGAAGUUGAACUUAUUGCAAAGUUACAACACAACAAUCUGGUGAAGCUCAUGGGAUGCUGCAUUCAUGGAGACGAAAAACUUUUGGUGUAUGAAUAUUUGCCAAAUAAGAGUUUGGACUUCUUUAUCUUUGAUGAAAGCAGAAUAGCGUUGGUUGAUUGGAAUAAAAGAUGUGUGAUAAUUGAAGGGAUAGCCCAAGGUCUUAUGUAUCUCCACAAGCACUCUCGGUUGCGUAUCAUACACAGAGAUCUUAAGGCCAGCAACAUUCUCUUAGACCUGGACAUGAAUCCUAAAAUUUCUGAUUUUGGGCUAGCAAAAAUUUUCAGCUCCAAUGAUACUCAAGGAACCACAAAGAGGGUGGUGGGAACAUAUGGUUAUAUGUCUCCGGAGUAUGCAUCUCAAGGUAUUUAUUCGGUCAAAUCUGACGUGUUCAGCUUUGGUGUGUUACUUCUUGAGAUUCUUAGCGGGAAAAGGAAUUCUAGUUUCCAUGAGCAUGAAGACUUUCUUAACCUCCUUGGAUACUCGUGGCAGCUGUGGGAAGGUGGACGUUGUCUUGAGCUUCUAGAAGCAUCGGUUGCUAACGAGGUGCAUGCGGCGGAGGCUAGGAGGUACAUUAACAUUGCACUAAUGUGCGUACAAGAGCAUGCAGACGAUCGACCGACCAUGUCAAAUGUCGUCACGAUGCUAAACAGCCACAGUGUUGUCCUUCCGAAGCCUAACCAUCCGGCAUAUUUCAACCUGAUGGCAUCUAAGGAAGAUGAGUCGGAUCCAUGCAGCUAUAAUGGCGUAACCAUCACUGUGGAGCCAUAUGGCAGAUAGUUGAUCACUUAAUUUGCUUCGGUUCCUAAUGAAGAUCUAGCAAAGCAGACAGCAGGCAUGGGAAUUUUAUAUUUAUCUCUUUAUAUUUCUGCAUUAGUUCAAGCUUAAUUACGCCUAAGAUAGGCAGAUAGACCGGACCCAGUAAGCCUAUCAUUUUUGGGUUCUGAAGUAUAGCGACCAGCGUAUUUCUGUAGCGGAUGUUCGAUCCUGCGGUGAAUGAAGCUCUGCCGGUAUGCAUAGGCGGUAUUGAUACGACAUCCUCCAAGCCAAUACUGUAUUGAGCUUUUAUGCAUCCGCUUCAUCAUUUU